AUGCUUUCUAUGAGGAUGACUGGCAAAGGCCGCUUGGAGCACUGUGUGGUGAAGGUUCCUGAGGGCGAGAAAACUGGAAACGAGCCUGAAGAGGUGAGGCUGCAGAAUGCCAGCAAACAGAUUGUGCAGAAUGCCAUCCUGCAGGCUGUGCGACAAGUCUCCCAGGAGAGUCGGCAGAGGGAAGAGAGAGACGGUGACAACCGGGGCAGCUUCCAGCUGGGCGUGGGGCAAUUAACCAAGAAGCAUGAAAAGAAGUAACACGGUGGAUUUGGCUCUUGUCAUAUGCUCGUCUUUCAGCCUUUCUUUUAGUAUAGGAUGCGUCGCCAACAUGUUGCCAGUAAAGCAAACCAAAAGUGCCAUUGGCACCUAGUGGCAGAAUGAAUUCAUACGAGCCCUGGCUGAGAAGCACUGUUUUGAAAAAGUGCGUUAGAUGAUUCUGUUUAUAUCAAUGCAGUGCCUCUUAAACAUUGUGGGGCCAAACCCGAUAUUGUAAUUGCAAAAGUCGUUUUGCAGCACAAUGUAUUUUUAAAAACAUAAUUCUGUCUAUUGAUUUCUGCCUUUUAUGCAUUCUUUCUGUGAAUUUAACCAAUAGUCCUUUUUGCUGUAA
This is a messenger RNA of Myotis lucifugus (little brown bat), 607 nucleotides long. RefSeq names its product A-kinase anchor inhibitor 1 (gene AKAIN1). NCBI's taxonomy places the organism in Eukaryota, Metazoa, Chordata, Mammalia, Chiroptera, Vespertilionidae. The record is from RefSeq and is a predicted model, not a curated record. The coding region runs from base 1 to 258 and encodes 85 amino acids. The transcript is spliced from 2 exons.